AGAUAUUGAGUGUUGAGGCAGAAGGUAGGGGUGAAUUUGAAGCUAUGGGGAGGCCUCCUUGCUGUGACAAAGUAGGCAUCAAAAAGGGUCCAUGGACACCUCAGGAGGAUAUCAUCCUUGUCUCUCACAUCCAAGAACAUGGUCCAGGAAAUUGGAGAUCAGUGCCAACUAAUACUGGGUUGUCUAGGUGUAGCAAAAGCUGCAGACUUAGAUGGACAAAUUACCUGAGGCCAGGAAUCAAGAGAGGAAACUUCUCUACUCAUGAGGAAGGCAUGAUAAUUCAUUUGCAAGCUCUACUGGGUAACAAAUGGGCAGCAAUUGCUUCCUACCUUCCACAAAGAACAGAUAAUGAUAUAAAGAAUUAUUGGAACUCACAUUUAAAGAAGAAAUUGAAGAAAUUUCAAGCAGCCUUGGACCCCCACCAAGUAUCAGACUCAACAACCAAUGAUUAUGCAUCUAAGAUUUUUAAUGAAAGAAGAAAUUUAGAUAUCAGAAGCAACCAUGCCUCAUCCCUUAGGCUUGAUGAGUCUCAUUGUCAAUCCUCUACCUAUGCCUCAAGUGCUAAGAACAUCUCAAGACUCUUACAAGGUUGGAUGAGAUCUUCUCCAAAGCCAAACACCCUAUCCAAAGGAACACAAGACAAAGAGCAACAAAGCAAUGAUAACUUUGAAAACAAUAGUUUAGUGAAGUCUGCAUCAGUGCCUGCUUUUAACAAAGAGUGCUGCUCCUACAAAACCAAAGAUGAGCAAGAGGGUGGGGAUAUAGUGCCCCAUGAAGAGUUUGAUUCUAUUUUAUUGUUUGAGAAACUAAACUAUGCUGCUUGGGACAAUUCCACUUGUGAUACUAAGCAAGAAAAAUGUUCAGAAGCUUCUCCUGAUAAAGUGCAUGCUAUACCAGAGGGGAAUAGGCAAAGAUCUGAGAACAGUGCUCCUCCAUUGUCUUUUCUUGAGAAGUGGCUUUUGGAUGAAAAUGUUGGUCAGGUAGAGGACAUGAUGGAAUUAUCUCCAAUGUUCUAAUGGAGCAAUCAUCAAUCCCUAUGUUUGGGAUAUGACAAUUCAAAAUAUGAUCAGUUAGAGGAAAAUAAAACAAAGAAAAAUCUUUGAUGUGAGGGUUUAUCCUGAAAAUUUGUUGAGGUUCUGAGAAGUUGGCAUCUUUUCAAUAUGCAACUUGAUAUUUAUGAAUGAUUUAAUUAUCUAAAGUGAGCUUAGUGUGUUUUGCUCU
Gastrolobium bilobum is the source of this 1221-nucleotide messenger RNA. Its product is annotated as transcription factor MYB60-like. The coding region runs from base 45 to 1016 and encodes 323 amino acids. Gene Ontology annotation, biological process: response to auxin. NCBI's taxonomy places the organism in Eukaryota, Viridiplantae, Streptophyta, Magnoliopsida, Fabales, Fabaceae. The record is from RefSeq and is a predicted model, not a curated record. The transcript has 3 exons.